Macrosiphum euphorbiae (potato aphid) is the source of this 309-nucleotide messenger RNA. The record is from the annotation of a GenBank genome assembly. Lineage: Eukaryota; Metazoa; Arthropoda; Insecta; Hemiptera; Aphididae.
AUGUCAGAAGAGGAUGUUCUGGAAAUUAUCGAUGCCGGGCUUCUGAGGCCGUUUAAAUACCCGAGACUCGUGUACCAAGGGUUCCUGUUCCAUUACCAUAAGAAAUGCAAGAGACACAUCCGAUGGAAAUGUAGCCGUGUUUCCAAAGCGAACUGCCAGGCUGUUCUUCGAACGACAUUAGAUAUGAAUAGACCAAGACUUAUUCAAUUCGAUCACGAACAUCUACACGAGAAAGACACUCACUCAAUUGAUCGAUUAAAAAUGAAAAUACAGGACAUGGUGAUUCGUCUAAGUUCCAGUUUCUACUGA